UGCUGGCUUGCAUCGCGGCUCAGGUCGCCAAGGUGUUCACAAACUAUGCGUCCACCAAAACCUGGGACUGGAUGCUUUGCCUCAGCGCCGGCGGCAUGCCGUCCAGCCACACGGCGUUGGUCACCGCACUCACCACGGCGAUUGGCAUGGAGGUGCGCCCCCGCGCGCGCGCGCGCCUCGGCACUGGCGCUCAAUGA
This is a messenger RNA of Monoraphidium neglectum, 197 nucleotides long. RefSeq lists its product as hypothetical. The annotation marks the transcript as partial. Lineage: Eukaryota; Viridiplantae; Chlorophyta; Chlorophyceae; Sphaeropleales; Selenastraceae. The record is from RefSeq and is a predicted model, not a curated record. The transcript has a single exon.